Molecule: messenger RNA, 2081 nt
Organism: Pseudo-nitzschia multistriata
Lineage: Eukaryota; Bacillariophyta; Bacillariophyceae; Bacillariales; Bacillariaceae
Source: the annotation of a GenBank genome assembly
CACCGCAAACGGGAGCACGGCACGGCACGGCACGGCAAAGCACCGCGAGGCCUCGGACGUCCAUCCCGCGGAAGAGCACCACGAGCGCUUGAUCGAUCGAUCGAUCGAUUCAUACAUACAUACACACACAUAUAUACAUACUUCUGUAUCUGGAAACGCACCGCAUCCCGUUUCCCCGCCCGGGAGAGAACCACGCAUACACUCAAACCUGCACACACUACACCGCAAGGCAACAACCACCAUGAGCUUCCCGCGAAAAAACUUUCGCAGGUUCUACCGCGAGACGACGAUAAAGCAGAAGGCCUCCCGGAACGAGCGGUUGUCGGGCCGGAAGCGGAGGAACCUCUUCCUAAUGGUCCUCGUCCCGGUCCUGGUAUCCCUCGGGAUCGCGACCAACGCCCUCCUGCUCAACCUGGGGGACCUCGGGCUCGGGGGAACGGACAACUCGUACGCGACCAGCCCCCUCCUGUCGAUCCCCGUGUCCAGGCCCUGGUGCGAGACGGUCCGGGAGGCCCGGGACGGACUCUCCCUGCAAAAACUGCACGUCUCCUACCCCUGCGAGGGCCUCAAGCCCGCCGUCUCGGCGAUCGUCUGCAUGCUCACCGACGGGGCGACCACGGAAAAGGCCAACCGGAUCGUCUUCUCGGCGAGGGACUACAUCAACGGAGCGAUGAGCCUGGGGGCCUCGCUGGAGGGGAGGAUCGACCCCUCCAGGACCCACAUGCUCCUGCUCCUCAGGCAGGGAUUCGAGCUGGAACGAGACGACCUCGUCCGGCUCGAGUCGGUGGGAUGGACGAUCGGGACCGCCCCGGACUUUCCACUCCCGAAAAAAUACCUCCCCCGGUUCCCCAGAUACAAAACGACCUACACCAAGGUCUCCGCCAUUGGCCUCAGCGAGUACGAGUGCGUCAUGCUCAUGGACGCCGACACACUGGCCGUGGGGGACCUCACCGACGUCAUGGAGUGCGGGACGGUCUUCCGGCACCCAAACAACCGGGUGGCCGGGACCAUCGACUGGUACCGCAUGGGAUGGAAGCUCUUCAACACGGGAAGCAUCCUCUGGAAAACAGACGCAAGGGAGAUGGAGCGGGUCUUCAACCUCACGGAGGACCCCUCCUUCAUGAAGCGCUACGGGAGCGACCAGGACUUUCUCAACAACGUCUACCCCGACCGGCUCCACAACACGACGCUCAACGAGGAGAUCGUCGCCCUGGACAACGCCGAGGCCCGGUCCGCCGCCGCCGCGAGCGGGAGCAAGCUCUCCCCGGUCGUCCCGCACGGGCCCGCCUCGGCCGGGGCCGUCGUUCCCCUCUCGUGGGACUACAACGCGCAGACCCACGCCGAGGUCCAGAACCCUGGCUUCUGGACCUCCCACCGGCCCACGGCGAAGAUCCUCCACUUUACGGAAAAGAAGGGCUGGCAGUGCGAGCGCACCACGGAGGAACCGGUCCCCCCCGAAAAAAUGCCCGAGAAGUGCAAGAAGGAGCUUCCUAUUUGCUUCUGCCGGGAGGCCCACCUGUACUGGAGGGCCCUGGAGAGGGCGGAGGCCCUGGCGGCGACGGCUCUGGCCGCCGCGGGCGGGGGGGCCCGGUAGGGCCGGCAGCCCCGGAGAGGCGCAGGGGGCACCACCGAUCGGUGCUGGCCCUCGGAACCAGCCAGCCCCUUCCCGGCCAACACGUGGCCCGUUCGCGACACCCACCCGGGCGGUGGAACCGAACCGCCGGUGGCAGCUGGGGCUCCGGCACCCUGCACACGGGACGCGGAUGCUCUUUCGCAGUAGGUUCUCGUAGACGAAUUAAUUAGAUUUUGGAUUCAUGCGCAGGUGUGCCAUAGCAUACUACCGUACCGUACCGCAGGACCAAGGCGGAUCGGAACAACACACGUCCUCGCUGAAAGCCGUCGGGACGACCGGUUCUUUCCGUCCGUCACAACAGCAACCAAUCCCGUCGCCAAGCUUAUAAUGCACGAUUCUGCUUGCCUACACAGUUGUUCUCGAACGAUUGCUCGGCAAAGACAGGGGUCUACUACGCAUUGGCACGGUAUCACCUUAUAAACGGCACGCAUAAAUAUCUUAGAUGUCC